This is a messenger RNA of Lotus japonicus, 1995 nucleotides long. Its product is annotated as pentatricopeptide repeat-containing protein At2g20710, mitochondrial-like. Gene Ontology annotation, cellular component: mitochondrion. The transcript is spliced from 2 exons. Lineage: Eukaryota; Viridiplantae; Streptophyta; Magnoliopsida; Fabales; Fabaceae. The coding region runs from base 177 to 1646 and encodes 489 amino acids. Gene Ontology annotation, molecular function: protein binding. The record is from RefSeq and is a predicted model, not a curated record.
CUCUUUUCUUAUUGGUCAAAAGCCACACUCACGUUCUGGGCCUUCAGCAAGCCCAGCCACUGGCUUUUGGCAUUUGAAGCCGCCAGACACAAAGAAAGCUUAAAAUCGAUUCCAGGUUCAAAUUUUCAGCUGUGAAGCUUGGUGAUGAGUGUUUGAGAGAGUAGUGAACAAGAACCAUGAUGCUUCUUCGCUCAAGAUGGAAACAACAUUUCAACAUGUCUCUUGUUUCUAGGCCAUUUCCGUUGUACUACUCCACGGAAGCUCCGGUUGAUUUCUCAGCUCUCGAAACUCGCGUUUUGAAGAGCGGUGACCCCAGAACUCCAAUGGCUCCGAUUCUGAACCAGUGGGUCGAAGGAGGUGGAGACAUCACGCAAAUUCAGCUCCAACGUCUCAUCACCCGCCUCGCUUAUUUCCGCCGAUUCACACAUGCCCUUCAGGUAUCAGAGUGGAUGAGCAAUGAAAGGAACUAUGAUUUAUCUUCUGGAUUGAUUGCUAAACGUAUACACCUCAUAUCUAAAGUUCAUGGCCUAAAAAAAGCAGAGGAUUUUUUCCAAGGCAUUCCUGAUGAUAAAAGGGGGUUCAAGAUCUAUGCUUCUCUUUUGAGUUGCUAUGCAGAACAUAAAUCUUUGGAGGAGGCGGAGGCUAUCAUGAAGAAAAUUAAGGAGUUGCGACCUAUGCAUUUAACGGUGUGUUAUAACAUAUUGCUAAAACUAUAUGCUCAGAAAGGUAAAUAUGAGAAAUUGGAUAGGUUGAUGCAAGAAAUGAAAGAGAAUGACUUGUGCAACGGUGCUACGUUUACCAUUCGGUUGAAUGCUUACGUGGCCGCAAAAGAUGUAGAGGGGAUGGAGAAGCUACUAAUGCAGAUGGAAGCUGAUCCUAUGGCGACUGUGGACUGGUAUACAUACUCUACAGCAGCAAAUGGUUAUCUGAAAGCUGGCAAUGUUGAGAAGGCCUUGGCUGCGUUGAAGAAAUCAGAGCAAUCAGUUAAGGGUAAGAAGUUGAGGCUUGCCUAUGAAUCUCUUCAAUCUACAUAUGCUGCUAUUGGGAAUAAGGAUGAGGUUUAUCGACUUUGGAAUAGGAUUAAGAAUCUUCAAAACUGUUGGAACUCAAGUUACAUAUGUAUGCUGAGCUCAUUAUUGAAGCUGGAUGAUUUUGAUGGUGCAGAGAAGAUCUUGGCAGAAUGGGAAUCCGAACAUAAAAACUUUGACACCAGAAUUCCAAAUUUGAUGAUCACUGCGUACUGUAAACGAGGUCUGUUAGAUAAGGCUGAAGCAUAUAUCCAGAAGCUCUUGGAUAGUGGCAAGAAAUUAGAUGGAAGUUCAUGGGACCGUAUGGCUGCUGGAUAUCACAUGGAUAAUGAUAUGGAAAAAGCAGUUCAAACAAUGAAGAAAGCAAUCUUGGCAAAUCGACCAGGCUGGAGGCCUAGCCCCUCUACUUUGGUUGCUUGUAUCACGUACUUGAAAGAAAAACUUGACUUGGAAUCAGCUCUUGAGAUUUUGAAGUUAUGCAAAGAAGAUGGUCAUAUCAAAAUCACUACCUAUGAUGGACUAGUAAGUUAUGCUCAUGGUGAAAUACCGGAUAAAGAGGCCCUUGAUUUGAUGAAACGAGAUUAUCAAAUGGAUGGAAAAAACUAUGGGAGAAUAUAAAAGAUGAACACAGAACUUAAUUUGUUUUUCUUUUUAUGAUCAGAAAGUUCGGGUGGCUUCAAAUGUGGUCAUGAGUUAGGGCAUGCCUUCAAGGUUGCUGGUCUUUCAACGCGACCCUCACAUCGACUGCGAAAACCGAACACCCAACUUUCUUCAAGCGAUCCGUUCUUACCAACGGAGUCAACCUGUAUUGUUGGUGUGCUGAACUUAAUUUUUUUGAUACAUGGGCUGAACUUAAUUGAUCUCAAAAGAUGUGUUGUUUCUCCAUUGCUGAUAACUCUGAUUACUUUUCCCAUUCCUAUUGUUUUAACUUUUAAGUAAUAAAUAUUAGUUGCAACAUUCAGCAUUA